CACGCAUUCAAAAUGGUCCGCUAGGUAUCGAACUUGCACUUGUACUUUUUUUCUCAGAAUUCCAAGGUAGCAGUAGCAGCACGACAGGAGAGCAUCCGGUAGAUAAUUUUUGGACAUUCCAAAGGAAAAUUAGUUUUAAACUUAACCAAAAUUCAAAGAAUUUGUAUUCUCGACCUCCAGAUUUUAAAUCUCGAAUAAUUUGAAAAAUGUCUGCUACCGCAUUGGCACAAGAAAAGGUUUGGGUGGAGAAACCAUCGUACGACAAAGCUGAAUGUCUGUUUCAUGAAAGAGCUGCUAAGGGAAAUCAAGAUGCUGCUUGCUUCAGCGUUUCUUCUAGUGGUGGAAAUAUAGUUGAUGAAAUCACCAAGGUUCAGCAGCACCUUGAAAAAUCUUUACAAUGUAUGGUUGGAAUCGAGGCAAUGGCAAAAGUUCCAUCAAGUGACAAUGUCUCAUCUCGUGUGACAUUUCUUGAGAAAGAAAAUGAAGAACUUAAAACUAGAAUGCAAGAAAUAGUGAAGCGCGUCGAGAAAUUGGAGAAACGUGUGACAGAUUUUGAAAAGUCACAAAACACAGUGAAGACAACUGUCCCUGUCGAAGUUUGUGUCCUGAAGGCUUCAAAGGUUGAAGAAAAAGAGGAGGAGGAGGAUGACGUAGAUCUAUUUGGGUCUGAUUCAGAGGGCGAAGAUGCAGAGGCUGCGAAAAUCAGAGAGGAACGUCUCGCUGCUUACAAUGCUAAAAAAUCGAAGAAACCAGCCCUCAUUGCAAAGUCGAAUAUUAUUAUGGAUGUCAAGCCCUGGGACGAUGAGACGGACAUGAAGGCAAUGGAAACAGAAGUUCGGAAAAUCGUGACCGAUGGACUUCUCUGGGGAGCUGCCAAGUUGGUACCUCUGGCCUAUGGCAUCCACAAACUCCAAAUCUCCUGUGUCGUCGAAGAUGACAAAGUCUCCAUUGAUUGGCUGACGGAACAAAUCCAAGAAAUCGAAGACUUCGUUCAAAGUGUGGACAUUGCUGCCUUCAACAAAGUUUAACUUUCUCUCUACUCAAAUCGUUUUUUUUUUUCUUAAAACUUUAGUCGUAACUGCGAAAGGGCUUUCGGUGCCAUUUUUCAUUCCACUAGCAAUAUCCAUGCGAGAAUAAUCACUUAGUAAACUACCUACUCACCCCAUUUGUGUGCAAAGAGCUCUUAGUGAGAAAAACGAAUGAAAGGAAGAAUACGACUAUGGAAGGUGCUUUACUGCUCAAAUUUAUUCAGAAUUAGUAAAAAGAUAGAUUAUUAUUAUAUUAGUCAUGAAAUCUGUGUGAGGGAAAAAAGAGUAAUGUUUGCCGAAUAUUAAUUGUAAUAAUUUAAGUGUUUAAUUUAUUUUUUGUCUUUAUAGCUUAAGAAUGUCUGAAAAACUCUUAAACUCAAAUUUUAUUAUAGACGCAUUUCAUUUUUAUGUGGAAAAAGAAAAAAUCUGCUUGUUACAAACUGCAGAGAAAUUGUUAUUGUGAAACUAUCGGAUGUUCGACUAUAAGUUUGCAAAAAUGAUCAUUUUUGAAUAUAAAUAUUUUAGAGAUUUUAAUUUAAUUAGAAGAAAUGAUCUUAAUUUUUAACUAAACAUACACUGAUCUCAAGAUACGAUCAAUUAAAAUGUAAGAACACGGAAUCAUAUUUUUAUUAAUUGAAAUUUAAAUGUAAAUAGAACAAGUAUAAUCCGUCGAUUUGUCCUAUUCUUUACUGUAAAACAGCGUAAAAACUCGUGUUGCUACUGCAGUGGUUGUUAAUUACGAUUGAAACUAAUAAAUUAGCAAAUGAA
Molecule: messenger RNA, 1796 nt
Organism: Leptopilina heterotoma
Lineage: Eukaryota; Metazoa; Arthropoda; Insecta; Hymenoptera; Figitidae
Gene: eEF1delta
Product: probable elongation factor 1-delta
Exons: 8
Coding region: 207-1028 (273 amino acids)
Biological process (GO): translational elongation
Cellular component (GO): cytosol; eukaryotic translation elongation factor 1 complex
Molecular function (GO): translation elongation factor activity; guanyl-nucleotide exchange factor activity
Source: RefSeq, a predicted model, not a curated record